This is a messenger RNA of Salvelinus namaycush (lake trout), 3264 nucleotides long. Its product is annotated as myb-binding protein 1A-like protein. The record is from RefSeq and is a predicted model, not a curated record. Gene Ontology annotation, cellular component: nucleolus. Gene Ontology annotation, molecular function: sequence-specific DNA binding; transcription factor binding; transcription corepressor activity. Lineage: Eukaryota; Metazoa; Chordata; Actinopteri; Salmoniformes; Salmonidae. Gene Ontology annotation, biological process: regulation of DNA-templated transcription.
AUGUGGGAGAUAGAAAAUGAGCCAGUGCGACCGAAAAUGACUGAUGCCAAGGGUAUUCUCCAACAGAACCGCGAGUUCCAGGACUUCUUCUGGGAUAUCGCUAAACCUGAACAAGAGAUACGGCUGAAGGCCAUUGAAAAUCUCAUACAAUAUCUGAAGACUAGUCAAAAGACAGAUGAGUUGACAUACACCCUGAAGAGACUGGUGGAUGGCUUGGCACACACUAGAGAGGCUGGCCUGCCAGGCUUCAGUUUGGCUUUGGGACAGGUACUGAGCGUGUUUGAGGAGGUACCUCUGCGUACAGCCUUUGAUCAAAUCAAAGAGAAGCACAACUUGGCGAACGUGAAAAAGAAACUCAUCAGAAAUGCUGCUUUUGGGAACUUCUUUGGUGUGCUCGCCCUGUCUCAGUCCACACGCCUUCCAAAGGACCCUCAGGUGGUGCUGGAGUGUGUCCAGCUCCUCCAGAGCCUAUCGCAGUAUAGAGAACUCCUGCGGGACCUGCCCAGGAAGACCAUGGUGGACAUCCUGUCUGAGACAUCAGAGGAGGUGUUUGAGGAGGUGCUGCUGGGAGCCCUGCAGACAGACCUGUCCUCCGCCUUCAGCACCCCUGAGCAGCUGCAGCUCCUUCUGGUGGCCAUGCAGAAGUUCCCCCAGGUGCUCAAGCUCAAGAAGCUGAAGAAGCUGCUGGGCACCUCCACAAUCAUUACCAUGGACAAUAUCCCUAAGUUGACAGAUGUACUGAAGAUGGCGGCCCGCUCAGUCAAGAAGGACCGCCUGCUGCCUGCGGUUGAGAUCUCUCUGAGGGAGGACAACUUUGAGCUCUUCUGGAGGGAGACCAUCAUUAACGGCAUGCUGAAAGACCAGCCGGGGCCCACACAUUACCUGAGCUACCGGCUGUUGGGUAGUGCCCUGCCCUUGUUGACCCUGGCCCAGCUAAAACAGGUGUUAAAUGGAGAGGUGAUGAGGGCCUACGGGGAACACGUGGUCUCUGCACAGCUCCCAGACCGUUUUAAGUUUGCCCCCGAGAUGGAGACGUACAUUGGCGACUUCCUGCAGGGCUGCGAUGACCCGGAGAAGCAGCUGGCGGUGAUGGUGGCCUUCUCCCUGCUCACCAACCAGGGCUACCCCGUGGUGCCCUCCUUCUGGAGGGUUGUGCAGCACCUGCAGCCGACAGCACUGCAGAGCUACGUGGACUGGCUCAAAGACAUGUUCCUCAACCCCCGGCUGGACAGCUGCCUGGACUUCAGCACCCGCAGGCAGAAGGAGAACCAGGAGGGCGGAGUCCAGAGAGAGAACUGCAUAUUCCGCCUGAGGAAGUGGAUCAUUCCACGCCUAACCUCCAUCGCGGAGAACAACCAGGUGAAGAGAGAGGAGGCUCUAGUGAUGGAUGUAGCCAGGUUUGUCUUUUUCCAUGCGUUCUUCAAUGCUAAGAAGGCCACCCCAGACAUACUUGAGACAGUGCCCCUGGAUGAGAAGGCCAGAGUCGUCAUCAUCAACUCCUUCUUUGGAUUGCUGCAGCAUAUCAACCACCUGCCUUUGCUGGGCGACUCCCCUGAGGUGUCAGCCCGCAACCAGAGGCACGUACAGGGUGUGACGGCUGACGGCUCCAUGUGGAUCUUCUGUCUGGUGCGGUACGCUGACACCCUGCUCAACCAGCCCAAGUACGCUCAGAGCACCCAGCCCUUCAGCCCCGAGCAGAGACAGGCCUGGGACAGUAUGCUGGCGUCAGUGGGGACUCCAAUGAAGAAAUCUAAGAAAGGCCAGACUCCAGAGACCUCUGCUUUCCAACAACUCUUCCUGCUGGUUGGCAUUCACCUCUUCAAGGUUCCAGAGGAUUUGGUAGACCUGAUGCAGGAUCUGCAGAACUGCAUGGAAAAAGCCCAAGAGAAGUCCAAGAAGAAGAAGAAUGCGGUUCUACAGGAGAGGAGGAGCCCCGCUGAGGUGGGGACAUCCUGCUCUCUCCUGUCCCAGCCCAGUAGACACAUCCGUCACGUCUGCAGGACUGUCUUCUCCAACAUCUGUCUCCACGUCACCGCCAGAGCCCUCACCGCCAUCUUGGAUGUUCUGGACCCAGAUAAAGAGGAGGAGGACAGUGCCAUCGUGGUGACGGAUGAUAAAGACUCUGACAAAAUAAAGAAGAAAGACCAAAAAAAAGAAGGCGAGGAUGAUGAUGAAGACGACGAAGAGAUGAUCAGUUCAGAAGAGUCGGAUGCAUCAGACGACGACUCUGAUGAGGGUGAAGAUGAGGCCAUGGAGGAGGGGGGCGAGGUGGAUCAGAACUUCCGCAUUGAGCUGAUGAAGGUCCUACAGAACCAGGGUGCUCUGGCCACCGAAGUGGACGGCAGCGAGGAUGACGAACUGGAUGAUGAAGCCAUGAUGAAGCUGGACGGCAGUGUCGUAGCACUGUUCCUUGAACAGAAGAAGAAGAUGCAGGCCAAGAAGGAUGAGAAGGACAAGCUAAAAAAGGAAAAGACCCUUGUCAGAGACUUCAAGAUCAAGGUGCUGGACCUGGUGGAGGUGUUCCUGGUCAGGCAGGGCAGCAGCCCUCUGGUGCUGGGCAUGGUGGAGCCCCUGCUCAGCGUCAUCGAGAGCGGUAUGAGCUCCGAGAGCGACCAGCAGGAGCAGGACUUCCUCCGCAAGGCCGCAGACAUCUUCAAGAACCAGCUGUGCCGGGCCAAGCAGUACUGUAAGACCGUAGGCGACAGACAGGGGGAGCUCCAUGACAAAACCCAGAAGCUGUCUGACUCCUCAGUGUCACUCUACUUCUUCAGUGCAUCUCUGUACCUGGUCAAGGCGCCCGGGGGCCUCAGCAGACGGCAAGAGCUGAGGUUCAUGGGUAACGUGGACGUGGAGAGGGUGUCGGCCCUCUUUAAAGGGGCACUCUGCUCCUUCAUGACGUGCAGGAAAAGCCCUCUGUCAGGCCUAAUGUUUGUCGACCUCUUCACCCGCUUCCCUGUUCUGUGUGUGAACCUGUUGGUGAACGCAGUGGAACACAUCACAACAGGAGUCAGAGAACACCAACAGAGCCAGGCCAGUGCCAUGGUGCUGCGGGGGCUGCAGAGCAGGGAGGUACAGCAGCUGUUAGCAGGCGACCCCUGGGCAGGGCUGCUUCAGCAGGCGGUGGGCCGUGUGGCAGCGGUAGGCAUCAAACACCUCACCCAAGCUUAGACAUCAGAGAACAUGUCACUGUGUGAAACACCACAGGAAUCAAUCUCUAUAUCACAUCAUUACUGCAAAGCAUGGGGGAAAUAAUAUUGUGGUAAA